AUGGCCUCAGAAGACUUCGUGGUAGACGAUGCCCUUGUCGGCAAGGUGACGACGUACGUUGAGAAGUACAUGUCCAACUACGACGCCUCACACGACUUCAACCACAUCCAGCGUGUCCUCCGUCUCUCCCUCCACAUUCAGUCGGUCACUCCCGAGGCUGACCGCUCUCUCGUCACCCUCGCGGCCCUACUCCACGAUGUCGGUGACAAGAAGUACCUACGUCCCGGUGAGGACGCUUCACGCCUGAUAUCAACCCUCCUUGUCUCAUUCGGUGCUCCGGCCGCCCUCGCCGACACCGUCCAGGCCAUCUGCCUCGGGGUCAGCUACUCCUCCGAAGUCAAGGACCCGGCGCGCACCCGGGCUCUUGUGGAGAAGUACCCGGAGCUAGCGGUGGUGCAGGACGCUGACAGGCUUGAUGCCAUCGGCGCCGUGGGCAUUGCGCGGACGUUUGCCUUUGGAGGUGCCAAGGGCCGCACACUGGAGAAUACCAUGGACCACUUUGACGAGAAGCUGCUCCUUCUCGAGGGCAUGAUGAAGACGGACGAGGGUCGGAGGAUGGCCAGGGAAAGGACCGAGAGACUACGGCUCUUGAAGGAGUGGUGGGAGGAGGAGACCGGACCGGUGGGGGCGUAA
Messenger RNA from Fusarium vanettenii 77-13-4, 633 nucleotides. RefSeq lists its product as uncharacterized. NCBI's taxonomy places the organism in Eukaryota, Fungi, Ascomycota, Sordariomycetes, Hypocreales, Nectriaceae. The transcript has a single exon. The coding region runs from base 1 to 633 and encodes 210 amino acids. The record is from RefSeq and is a predicted model, not a curated record.